AGGAAAACCGACAUCUUAAAAUGUUAAACAGCUUUAAAAUCGAACUGCAUUGUAUGACCUGCUUUUCAUUUUGUCUGUACCCAGCUGCCUCUGCACCAAAUGUGGCGCCAACUGGAACAGCAUCUCAGUCAUCAACAUAUAGUUCUCAGUCACCAAGGACAAGAACACUGUUAGUUGCUAAUGCUUCAUUAGCAAUUGAUGGGAAUAAAAAUCCAGAGCAUUUUGGUGGCUCCUGCACCCAUACAUUAGAGGGAGACACCCACUGGUGGAGUUUGCUCCUGCCAGCUGUUUACAGGAUCACACACAUCAGCAUCACCAACAGAAUGCUCAUUACUCAACGCAUCAAUGAUGCUCAGAUCCUCAUCGGUACUUCCACAGACAACAACGGCAACAACAACCCAAGAUGUGACGGUGUAUACGGCAUCAACCCUGGAGCUACAAGAACUUUCAACUGUGGAGGAAUGAUCGGUCAGAUGGUCACUGUGAAUCUCAAAGGAUCAUAUGGUGCGUUGUCAAUGUGUGAGUUGGAAGUGUAUGGAGAAAUGGCUGCUCCGUCCUUCAGCGCCGUGGUGAUGGGUAGGAGCGUAGAAGUGGUGGAGAAGAAGCUGUGUUGGUCUGAUGCUCUGUUCUACUGCAGAGACUUCUACUGGGACCUGCUCAGCAUACGCAGUGAGGAGGAGCAGAGGGAGGUGGAGGAGGUGCUAAAGAGCGUCUCCUUCCCCCUCACUGAGCGUGUUUGGUUGGGCCUGCGCAGGGACUUGAUGGGUGACACCUGGUUCUGGAUGUCUGGUGAUUCCAUGGAUUUCAACGACUUGAAGACUCAGUCCACCUGGGACAACACCAGUCCAUGUGGUGCCAUGGACAGCAGCGACGGCUUCCACUGGGGGGAUCGUCCAUGUGGAGAGCACCUUCAUUUCGUCUGUUUGAAAGACAUCCAGAGAGACAACAAGAGAUUGGAGUUCUACAGCAGCAGCAGACCAUAAACGCAGCACCAAGAGAAAAUCACUCUGCUGGACCGUACAACGACCUUUACUGAUACGUCAAUAAUACACCUUCUUCUUUUUGACCUUUUGAAGGUCAUAACUUUCUGUAAUCAUACACAAUGUGAUAAAGUACGUCACAUGCAGAAACCAUAUAGUUUUGCUGUGGUGUAGCAUAGGUUGAUGUUGCCUUCAACACAAGCUGUGUCUUCAGUUUAGGAUAGUUAGAAGAUUGAUUGAUUGAUUUGUUUAUCUUUUGUUGUAGGUCUUCUCAGUCUCUGUUACGGGACUGUUGGGCUAAGGAAUUGAUGAAGCUUGAGUUGCUCAUGAUGUUUUUGUAGUGCACAAGUCAAUGAACUUAAAAGAUUGUACUUUUAAAUAAACGUACGUGAUUG
This is a messenger RNA of Notolabrus celidotus (New Zealand spotty), 1375 nucleotides long. RefSeq lists its product as uncharacterized. NCBI's taxonomy places the organism in Eukaryota, Metazoa, Chordata, Actinopteri, Labriformes, Labridae. The record is from RefSeq and is a predicted model, not a curated record. Bases 21 to 983 code for a protein of 320 amino acids. The transcript is spliced from 5 exons.